Molecule: messenger RNA, 2708 nt
Organism: Sphaerulina musiva SO2202
Lineage: Eukaryota; Fungi; Ascomycota; Dothideomycetes; Mycosphaerellales; Mycosphaerellaceae
Product: ATP binding protein
Exons: 2
Coding region: 101-988 (295 amino acids)
Molecular function (GO): GTPase activity
Source: RefSeq, a predicted model, not a curated record
UUCUCGUACCUUGGCCGCAUCAAAUCUUCUUCUUGCAGGUACAACGCAAGGUUCCUCUUAUUACGCCCACCCACCACCGCUCUCACUGUAGACGGCGACCAUGGGCUCCAAAUAUGGCACCAUAGUCAUGGGCCCGGCGGGCGCGGGCAAGACGACCUUCUGCGCCGCCAUGAUCCAAUACCUCAAGAACAACCGCCGCUCGUGCUUCUACAUCAACCUGGAUCCGGCCGCCGAUGACUUCGCCUACGAACCGGAUGUCGACAUCAAGGACCUGAUCACGCUCGAAGAUGUCAUGGAAGAGCUGCACCUGGGCCCCAAUGGUGGCUUGAUCUACUGCUUCGAGUUCCUCCUUGACAACCUCGAAUUCAUCACCGACCCGCUCCAAGACGUGGGCGAAGAGUCACUGAUCAUCAUUGAUAUGCCGGGACAGAUCGAGCUGUAUACCCACGUGCCCAUCGUGCCGAAGCUGAUCAAAGAGCUGCGAGGUGGCAGCUUGAAUGUCAGCAUGUGCGCUGCCUAUUUACUCGAAAGCUCCUUUAUCGUCGAUCGCGCCAAGUUCUUCUCCGGCACCUUGAGCGCUAUGAGUGCGAUGAUCAUGAUGGAGUUGCCGCACGUCAACAUUCUCAGUAAAAUGGACCAGAUCAAGGGUCAAGUCGCGAGAAAAGAGCUCAAGCGAUUCAUCGAUCCAGACACGAGCCUGUUACAGGAUGCGCCCGAGAGCGGCUUGGUGUAUGAAUUCAAAGAGGGUGUAGACAACGGUGAUCCCGAGGAUGUGAGUGUCAUGGCAAAGGACUCCUUUGCCAGGCUGAACCGAGCCGUCGGGCAACUCAUCGACGACUUCAGCCUGGUGUCUUUUCUCAAGCUUGACGCGCAAGACGAAGAUAGCGUGGGCGCUGUUCUGAGCUACAUCGACGACGCUAUCCAGUUCCACGAGGCCCAAGAGCCACGCGAACCAAACGACGAACUGAACGAUGCCGAUAUGGGCUGAAGCCAAUGUGCCUGAGACCACACUGUGCAGUAGUGCGCUCAUCACAUGCGGAGACUCCACAAGCGCAAUGAUGGACUGCUCCAGGACAGGAGUGACUCGCAUUACUAACACUAUGGAUAGUGCCCAUACAAUCACGUAUGGCCUAUCCCGCUCUUGUUGGAUCUUCGACAGAUUGAGCUGUUGCGAGGCUUAUGCGCCACCCAGGGUGCAACACAGCGUCCUCACUGGCUGUCAAAGAACGUGUCUGGGACGGGAAUGUGGGUUCUGCGCCUCACUAUGAAAGUUUGAUGCGAGAGUCUACGAACAUGGAAUUGAUCAUGGCUUUUCCCAUCAAGAAUAAAUCGAGUAACCACACUGUUACCAGGAGGAGGAUCAUGGCGACAGAAACCCAAAGGAUAGCGUUGCUCUCCAACUCUUGCCCAAGGUAUAUCGUACUGAUCGUGAAGCCCACGUUUGGGAAGACAACAGCUACGGCAAUGUCAGCUUUAGCAUUGUGCAUCUCAUGAGGUCAACUCACUCCAUGCAGAGUUGUGCCAACUCAAACCCAGCUUCCAUCUCCCGUCCUCCUUCCUGAACACCGUGGCCAUUGUGAUCAUGAAAGCUAGCAGGAAGACGAAGAAGGUGAAUAACCAGAGAAACACCCCCACCCAAGUUGCCAAGAUCAGAACUACUUCGCCUGCAGUCGGAUGCGUAGCAAAGUACCCAUAACCCAUUGGCGCAGCUCUCGCAAUGCUAAUGAGAGCCACGAUGGUAAAGCUCGAAGUCCCCACCAUGAUGAAAAGUCCCGUCCUCAGAUUCACCAUGGGCCAACCAUUCUCCAACAAAUUCCCAAUGGUAAAGGUCAGGAAAAUCACACACAUGAUCCACCCCAAGCCUUGAUAUGCCACUCCCGCGACCAUGAUGGGCAAUCUCUGAUCCGGAGGUUGAUCACCCGCAAUAUCCCCCGCCACCGUGCCCGUGAGCAUGGCAUUCAAAAUCAGAAUAAACGCCGCCGCCGGAAACUCGACCGCUUUGACCGGCACCCAUCGCGCAAUCACCACCAUGUGCACAGAAGCACUGAGCAGCGACACAGCCGCAUACAUCCAAAACAACACACGCACCGUCACCAGCAUCCACGCACCCGUGUGCGGCACGGCAAAUUUCUGCAUAUUCAAAAUCAUCGUCGCCAGCGUCAACCAGAAAGAUCCGAAAAAGAAACAUUCGGGCCGUGUGGUGAAACUGCGUCGGAUGCUGGCCGGGUCGCGAGUCCACCGGAUGAGGAGGAAAGUGCAGAAUAGAAGAAAGAGGAAGAUGUUGAAGAGGAAAAUUAUGGUUCCGAGAGUGAGAAUUCCUGAGAAUGGUUUGGGACAGGCGGAGAGGGUGGUGGCGAUUCCACCGGUGGAUUGCGUACAUGUGAACCAGGACCAGUUGAAGUUUGCGGUUAUCCAGUCGAGGAGGGGAAGGCGAUGUUUUUGGUUUUGUUGUUGUCGUUGUGAAGAGGAGGACGGGGAGGUGUCUUUGUUAUUGGCAACUGUGGCGGUGAUGCCAUUGCUGUUGUUGUUGUGGUCGUUGCGUUCGUUGUUGAUAAUGAUAUUCUCAUUAGAAGACGACAACGAAGGUGGAUUUGAACUUGUUGUAUUCUGAUCAUUCCUACUAUCAUGUGAGGAUUCUCCUUCGACAGCUUGUCUCUCCAGGUCCUUAUCGUAUUGGAUUGAACCCUGGUCAUGGUCGGACAUUGUCC